UAUGGAACAACUAAGUCCAAAUAUUCCCGACUAUCGGUUUUCUGAGCCAGUGCGAGCAGGUUCCAGCAUGUCCCUUUAAAAAGGGUGUUUUUCACAACUUUGCUCUAUAAAUCAUAGGACACUUCAAAAGAUGCCUGAACAAUAAAUAAAUGUGGGUGUCGUUCACUCACAUAGAUGUCCUAGAAAACCUCUGUUCACAGACUGCUUUAAGGAAAAAAAAAAUUGGCCUGGCCUGCAGUAUUUCACUCUCUAAAGUUCAUCCUGCGAACUUUCAUUAAACCUUCUCAAGAACAUUUUAUAGGCGUUCUUGUUGAGUUAUUCUUGUUGAGCAUUUUCCAGUUUCCAGAUGGAGCACUUCGUGUGACUUAAUACACCCAUGAGUUAAUAAUACUUUCCGAGAUGUUCCCCAAACACUAUUUUAGCCUUGUUUCAACUCUUCAUUCACAAAUGUUUCAUGCUCGUUGCUCAGUAAUUAUAAUGCACUGACUCGAGUUACAUCUUUCCUCUUCUUCAGUUUUAGUCAAAGGAAAAUUGACAGAUAGCAUCAUCACGGAGGUAAAGAGAACAAGUGAAAUGAGUUUAAAUGCUGUAAAGCAAAUAAUCAGCUUCCUAUAACAGAGCUGACCAUUAAUUUCCUUAGCAGGAUCCAGGACUUUUCACUACAUUUCCAAGAAUCCUCGCUAGUAUUUUCCUGGGUUGUGGAUACAUGGGGCUGAGUCAGGCCACCUGGUUUCUCAUCCCAGACCCCUCAUUAACCAAUCCCACACCUCAAAACUCCCCACCUAAGUCACUCAACCUCUCUGAGCCUAAGUCUGUAGGCUGUAGAAUAAGGGGCUGAUUGAUGACAUCUAAGAUCAGCUCUUUCUUUUUUUAAUUAUUCUCAAAAAUAAAAAUAGGAUAAAAAGGAAAAAAAAAUCCAGGAAAGAACAACUUGUGCUCAUUUGGGCAGUCCACCCAGUCUUUUUAUUGAUGGAUGACACCUUUUUAAUUCUCUGAAAUAUGCACACCCAUCCACGCUCUUCCCUUGUAAAGUAACAGCUCAUAAAAUGCAGCUUGCGUAAAAAUGAUUUGCAUGACCCAUUUCUCGGCUGCGGAGCUGUUUAUUAUCCUAAAAGUCCGGUUUUCUUCACCGUGUGGGUUUCUGUUUGUGUGACCGUCCUCUCCGAGGUCACCCUGUGACACUGACGUCUGGUGCCUUCCGGGCCGCCUCCACUGCCCACCUGUCCUCAAGCGCUGCUUCCGCUGAUUGGACUCCUACGUCGCCUCCCUCGCAACCACUUCUGCACAUCCCCAUGGGGUCUGCAGCACAAAAGCCAACAGCUUGAGCGCGCGCCCAGACAGCGGAGGCGGGGGUGGGGGGUGUCCCACGGUACCUUAGGGAAAAAUAAGAGGUCGCCGCAGGAUGCUGACCCUUAAGGUAGUUUUAAGAUGAAUUUGGCCUGGCAGCGGGCUCUCCCCUCACUUGGCUCUGGAGAAAGCAUCCGUUGUGACUUAAAUGCCUCUGAUCAACAGUUUCCGUUUACAAAAGUCCCAUCGCAGCCCAGGUCCCAGGUCCGCGUGAUGCGGUUUAUUGUGGCAACAACCCCGGCAACUGCCCAGGUGUCGAGCGCCUCCUGCCGAGCUUUUAAGCGCAGGAGGUGGGAGAGGCUGGAGGCGCGGGGCUUGGGCAGGGGCGCAGGGCGCAGGCGCGCGGCGAGGAGCGCUCGCGGGGGCGCACGCGGCAGCCGGGCGGGAGGAGCAACGCGCGGCGCGCACCAUGGGCUGCGGAGUUUCCCAGCCCACGGAAGAACAGAGACGCGUGCCCGCUCCCAAGAAGGGCUGGGAAGAGGGAUUCAAGGCUGAUGUCGGUGUGGCUCACUCCCGGGAGAAUUGCAGACCCCAGGUUGAAGCUGAGCUGCCCACGGGUACUGUGGGCAGCCCCGGAGGCCUGGAAAAGCAGCCGUUGGGAAGCUUACCUGGAACCGUUCCAGAAAGUUCCCCAUCUCCUAACGAAAGAAACGGAAGAAUAAAUUCAGACCUAGUGAUCAGUGGAUUAAUGCAUAAACCCCAACCUUUAGAGAAUCAAGAGCGACAGACAUCAUCAGACAUCCUGGAGGAAUUAAUUGUUCAAGGAAUAAUACAAAGCCACAGCAAAGUCUUUAGAAAUGGAGAAUCAUAUGACGUCAUGGUAAACGCUACUGAGAAGCCACUGAAAAAACCACCGGCCAGGCUGAAAAAACUUAAGGUCAAAAAGGAAGUCAAAGAUUUCACGAUGAAGGAUGUGGAAGCGAAGAUGCAGGCGGCCGAGGAGCGCAGGAAGACUAAAGAAGAAGAAAUAAGAAAAAGGCUACGGAGUGACCGGCUCUGACCAGCCCGUCACUCAGACUCAUCUGAUCCGUGUCGGCAGGAGGCUCCAUUUGCCAAAGGACUUGACACUAUGAGCUCUGCCGUCUGGAACCCGUCUGACCUGCGGGAAGAAAAGACGUUGACAAGGAAGAAGAGUAAAAGUGACGUGAACUCCGAUGAUAGAAACCAGAGUUACGAAGGUAUUGGGGUCGUGGAGUCAGACAUGUCCUACAACCAAGCAGAUGACGUAUUCUAAAAAGCUGUUUUCUGUCGAUUUCAUCCAAAGGCAUCCAGUUCUCCCCAGGGGUGACAUUCUUAGUGUGUCUCGUGUCUUCUUUACCUGCCUGCCCCCCGCCCACAGGGACGGUGCCUUGGGUUUGGCAAUGACUGCGUGAGCUGCCGGGGCUGGUGCUUAGCUGAAUGAACGGAAUGGCUUUAAAGAAAACAAGGAUUUGACUAGCUUCAGUAGUAUAAAGUUCUUCCUCUUCGCUGUAGCUUCAAACACUGCAAGAUAUCUUUAAUUUACAAGCACCUUGCAGCUUCCAUUAAUGUAUUUGUGCCAAAUGAAAUCCUUCUUUGGGGUUCCUGCCCCUUGGCUGUGUCUGUCCACUGAGUGUCCUUUAAGACAAAUUGUAGGGAUUUGUGUUAAGGAUUUUAAUGAUCCAUAUGUAUGCUUCUUAUGCUGUAUGUUCAGGUGGUUGUUUUGUUGUUGUUGUUGUUGUUGUUGUUGUUGUUUUUUAGGGCCACACU
Messenger RNA from Sus scrofa (pig), 3075 nucleotides. It is a transcript of the gene STMND1, whose product is annotated as stathmin domain containing 1. Lineage: Eukaryota; Metazoa; Chordata; Mammalia; Artiodactyla; Suidae. The record is from RefSeq and is a predicted model, not a curated record. Gene Ontology annotation, biological process: regulation of microtubule polymerization or depolymerization.